Panthera uncia (snow leopard) is the source of this 2476-nucleotide messenger RNA. Its product is annotated as NACHT, LRR and PYD domains-containing protein 7-like. Gene Ontology annotation, cellular component: cytoplasm. Gene Ontology annotation, biological process: regulation of inflammatory response. NCBI's taxonomy places the organism in Eukaryota, Metazoa, Chordata, Mammalia, Carnivora, Felidae. The record is from RefSeq and is a predicted model, not a curated record. Gene Ontology annotation, molecular function: ATP hydrolysis activity.
AUGGGUGUUGACAGGAAAAGCUGCAUGUGGAGUGUGGCAGAUCAUGAGCACGCUGGAACCCUCAAGAAAAUCAGUGUCAAUUUGUCUAUCACCACCUCCCACCUCAAUGAUAUGCGUGGUGCUCUUCACUAUAGACCUUCAGUAGUGCUGGUGCAGGUGCCAGUGGGCGUGAAGUCCUCAUUUCUGGUCCUUUACAAAGUGUGUUUUCAAGUUGAGUUGAAUCCCUGGCACCCCAACGUUGUCUCCUCGCGUAGCCUUACAGGUGCAGAGGAGCGAGACAGGAACGCAUUGGAGAAAUCCUCCAUCCAGAAGGACACUCCUUGGCCAGGAGAUGACGACGACGUUCACGACCAUGUGACCCAGAGAAGCCAAGGGUUCCUAUCCCUCUUGAACGCCAGGACGUCCACAGAGCUAAUGCCACGGACGGUGGUGCUGCACGGUGCCGCGGGCGUCGGGAAGACCACGCUGGCCAAGAAGUGCAUGCUGGACUGGACGCAGCCCUCUACCGCCCUCUACCUCAGCUGCAAGGCGCUCAGCUGCAGGGGGCCGUGCACCUUGGCGGAGCUGCUGGCCGACAGCGCCCCGGGCCCGCGCCGGGCCCUUCCGCGGCUGCUCGCGCGGGCGCGGACGCUCCUGCUGAUCAUCGACGCUUUCGAGGAGCUGCGCGUGCCCGCCGCGGCGCUGGCGCGCGACCUGGGCGGCGACUGGGGCGCGCGGCGGCCGGCACCCGUGCUCCUGGGGGGCCUGCUCAAGAGGAAGCUGCUCCCCGCGGCCACGCUCCUGGUGACCACGCGGCCCGAGGCCCUGGGGGAGCUGCGGCUGGUGGUGGAGCAGCCGCUCCUGGUGGAGGUCGAGGGGCUCUCGGAGCCGGAGCGCCGGGCAUAUCUGCGGCGACAGCUGGGAGGCGAGGCUCAGGCGCGGCGCGCUUGGCAGCUGAUGAGAAGCAACGCGGCGCUGCUCCGCCUGGGUCGGCGCCCGCCGUGUGCUGGACGCUGGGCGCCUGCCUGCGGGCAGGGCGACGACCCGGGCCGCACGUGCCGCACCGCCACGUCGCUGCUGCUGCGCUUCCUGUGCAGCCGGUUCGCGCCCGCGCCGGGUAGCUGCCCGCGCCCCCGCCCCCGGGCCCCGCUGCGCGCCCUGUGCCUCCUGGCGGCCGAGGGCGUGUGGGCGCAGACCUCGCUGUUUGAGCCCCGGCACCUGCGCAAACUGGGCGUCGCAAGGCCUACCUUCGUGGACCGGAGCCUCCUGCAGGAGAGCGGCGAGUGCGCGGGCUGCUACCGCUUCCUGCACCUGAGCCUGCAGCACCUCCUGGCGGCCGCGCUCUACGUCCUGGGCGGCGGUGAGGGCGGCCCCGGCUGGAGCGCUCGCGGGGUGCGGAGGCUGCUCUGCAAGGAGGAAGGGCGGCGGAACCCCCACCUGGCCCACGUGGGGCGCUUCUUGUUCGGCCUCGCCAACGAAGACAGGGUCAGGGAGCUGGGGGCCGCCUUCGGCUGCCCGGUGUCCACGGAGCUCAAGCGCGAGCUGCUGGCAUGCACCGUGAGGUCCCCCGAGAACGGCCCCUUCUCCUCGGUGACGGACACGAGGGAGACCUUGUGCCGUCUCUACGAAUCGCAGGACGAACCGCUGGUGAAGGAAGCCGUGGCCCAGGUCACGGAAGUGUCCCUGCACUUGAAAGACCCCACGGACCUCGCGCACGCGUCCUUCUGCCUCAAGCAUUGCGAGCGGCUGCAGAAACUGUGUCUGUGGGUGGAAAAGGGCGUGUUCCUGGACGACGACACCGCGUCGGGGUCCGAGGCCCAGGCUGCCGGGUAAGGAGCCUCACGGUUCACUUUGUUAAUUGCCCCCACCCUCAGCCUCCCACCCUGCGGCACCCGGAACGGGGCCGACUUCCCGCUCCGUGUGGCUGAGGGUCAGAACGGGUUCUGGCCAGAAUUUCUCCUGCCAGCUUGCCACUCAAGGUGCAGGUCGUGAUGUUCAGGUUAGGAAUGGAACCUUAGUGUUAAUGGGACCAGGUUCAGGGUAUCCCUAGACCAUCUGGAUAUUUCCUUAACAAUUUUUUCCUUAACAAUUGUUUUUAAAAAUUUUUUUAAUUAAAAUUUUUAAUGGUUAUUUUUGAGACCGUGAGACACUGUGAGUGGGGAGGGGGGCAGAGAGAGAGACACACACAAUCCGAAGCAGGCUCCAGGCUCUGAGCUGCCAACGCAGAGCCCCACAUGGGUCUCGAACCCAGGAACUGGGAGAUCAUGACCUGAGCCCAAGUCGGACGCUCACCCAACUGAGCCACCCAGGCGCCCCAAUGAUUCUCUUUUUCUCAAACUAGAGCCGCCAUACCAUACAUCACACCCUCAGGACUUCUGUCUGGAAGUUUGUACUUUUUGACCACUUUGACCCAUUUUAUCCACAUCCUGCCUCUGGCAACCACCAAUCUGUUCUAUGAGUUCGUGUUUGUUUCUUUUGGGUUCCAUGUAUAAGUGAG